UCGGGACGGAAACUCAGUUCGCUGCGGAUUUUCACGGGAAAAACAACACACCACACUGGGGCGCCCCAUUUCACUUCUGCUCUGGUGGUGCUAGCGACUGGUGGUGGCGCGGUUGCAUCGUCGCGUGCUCGUGUGUGUUUGUGUGCGUGAUCAGGAAGGAAUGAAUUGCCAAACUUGGCCAGUUUAAGUUUUUCCGAGGACCAAAAGGAUUGCCACGACACCACGGAAGAGGGAGGAAAAGUUUUGUUGGUGUCAUUACUGUAGAAAACGAAGAAAAAAAGUGAAACAGGUGAAAAUUCCGACUCGGAAUCGGUUACGUGUACGAAAACGAUCCUGUCGUUCCGAGGUGGACGAAAAAUUUCCGGUAAUUUGAAUCUCCAGCAGGAAAAUUGCUGCCGGAAAACUGGAAGAAAACCAAAAAGUUUUUCCAAUUCAAUUUGCCUUCUUAAGGUGAUACUUUUGUGGACGAGCCCGCUUGCAAUUGCGAAACAAAAAAAAAAAAGAAAAACUAACCGAAAAGUGCUGAGUGAGUGAGAAAGUGGGAAAAGUCUCGGAAUUUCCUCUCAUUUUCACACGUUACGGAACCCCUCAAGGAAGUCAAAACAGUAAGGAGGUGCAAAUAAUCGUUACGGUCGUCGUCGUCAUCGGCACGCGGUGGAGAAAAAGUUUGAAUAUUUCCCAGGAGAUAAGGAAAGUGUGCUGCAGAGGAAAAGCGUUUGCAGAGGUGAGAUCGGAAAAAGAACGAAGUUGGAGGAAAAAAUCUAAUCAAAAUUUCACGAGGACGAAGAAGAUCGCAAAAGGAAAUUGAGCGAGGAGGCAACAAAGACAUACUCGCUCUCUCUCCCUCUCACGCUCAUAAAGGGGGGAAACCCGUGUAAAAAAUUACUAAAAUUGAAAAAAGAAAAUGCAUAAAGAAUAAAAGUGCACCAAUACGCUCGCAACACAAAUUUCGAAACAGUGGUGAAAAGUUCUUCUUUUUGUCGAGGGGCCAACACGAGUGAUAGCGUAAUGUUAUUUUUUUUGUUGCUUUUAAAAAUUUCGUAAUCUUUCGGUGGUGUGUGACACUUGGCUUGGCACAAGAAAAAUGAGAAUUUGCAAAGUGAAGGUGACGGUGGCGAAAAGAAUCAUGAAUGGUGAAGGUUGACACAAAAAAUCGUCAUUGACAGCACAUGGCGCAGUAUGCAGGGAAGGGAAAUGCUGCAUUACAUGAAGGUGUCUCACCCUACAGCCGCUGAAUUAUUGUAUUAUUUUUAAUGUUAUUAAAAACUCUACGCGCGCAAUGCCAGAUUCGCAAUAACGAGCAAAAAAACUGAGAGUGAAACAGCGUGAAACCCACACAAAGAAGCUUACGCCCGUUCGGUCGUGUUGGUGUCGUGACACAACAGUGAGGCAGUCCGAAAUUUUAACAAGAACCUCUGAAAUAUUUAUGUUUUUUUUUCUGCAGUUAGUCGCAGAGAAAAAAAAGAGACAACCUGUGAAAAGUUAGACAAGCUGAAGGAAAAAGAGAGAAAAGAUAAAUCUUAUUAUUUCUCGCGUGAGUAAUUCGCAAGUGUAAGUGACAGUGCCAGCUUGUCAGCGGAAAAGAAGAAAAGCAGAAAAAAGAAACGAGAGCGUGUGAAAAUUUUCGCAAUAAAAAAGGAAAAAAAGUGUAAAAAAAACUCCGCAUCGUGAAAAUUUGGCAGAGAGGAGCAGCAGCAGCAGCAGAGAGUGGAGAAGCAAAGUGUCAAAAGGAAGAUCAAGUGAUCGCGCUAAUUGAAACGAGUUGAAACGCCAACCGGACAAUUUUGAUUGCAAAUCGACAAUAUCGGGUGUACGCAACAACUGCUGUCGUCGCUGUCCACACGGGUGCUGAUACGCGGCGCUGGAACAAUUGGAUUAGUUCCAGGUGAUAAAUGUUCCUGAUAUCUGCUUGAAUGUUUUGAUUGCAGACAUUGUGUGCAAAAGAUGUCCUAAUAUGGGUUUCCCGUGCGGCGAAAAGGCGCAUCCUCGCACGACGUCACGACCCUCGGAGCCAAGCUGGAACGAGCUACCAAUCGGCUGUGAGCAACAACAACAACUGCUGUUACCACCGCCAACAACCACCAACACCGUCAACUUGAGCAAUCUGAACUCCACUUCCCGCAAGCAUCAGCAGACAACACUUCAUCGCGCCCGCACCCUCCAGCCCAAACAUCCUCCUCCGGCGUCGGCAGCAUUCCCGGAAGUGUCACCCGGCGGCUUCCAUUAUCCGUUUAACCUUUUCCAUCCGUUCCACGAUCCGGCCUCGACGGCGACGACGACGCUCCAGCAGUACUCGACGAUUAUUCUCGGCAAGCUCUCACAAUUUAUCACCAAUCAUGUAGCGGCCAGGAGUGGCGGAGGAGGGGGCGGUUCUCGGAGUCCGGAACUGCUGCUGCCGCCACCCUGGUCCCCGUGCACCCGCCACGCUUCCGACGGCCCCUCGGUGCAUUCCCACGACACCGGAAGGUCGUCCCCAGCUGAUGCCGUAGGACCUUCCGAGAAGCGCCAUCACUCAUCAACCCCCGUGCUCACCUGCGAAGAGGCCGCCGGCAGUAACCCGAGAGUAGUUGUGCCGCCGGAAUCUGCUCCAACAACAACCUGUGAUCCUGCUGCAACGUCGGUUGCCUACCUUGGGGGGUGCACCGAGUCUUCUUCGUCGCCGUCGUCACAAUCUAUCAGCCCAGAUGCUUGCCUCGGCGACUGUUGCAGCAACCAUCCGGCAAAGGACAGAAACGACGGCAACCGGCAAACGACUUUGACUUGUGGGACCGAGACUAGGACGGGGAGGGGGACAGGGACAGGGACGACGGACGCCAGACCUGCUACCACUGCUACAACUACUACUACUACCGCUACGAGUAGUCAUUAUCUUGUAAGACAUUCACUCUGUUUAUAUGCAGCAUCUAGCGUUAUAUUAGCGUUAUGUUAUCUAACAAUACCAACAGUUGCCUCAGACACACCACACACUAUCAGAGGAAAAACGCGAUUCGCCGAAGGAAAGUCAGACAAAGAGAUUCUAGAUCAUCUGUUAAAGGGUUCGCGAUACGACAAAAGGUUGCUACCACCGGUUGACGAUGCGGAUUUCUGCUGCGGUAUGCAAACACCGGAAAUGGCAAAGCACAUGCCCGAUACACGCGUUCCAGGACGUCCCCAGAACCGCGGUUCUUUGACUGUAAAUGUUAGUGUUCUACUAUUAAGCUUAGCGUCGCCAGAUGAAUCUAGUCUGAAAUACGAGGUGGAGUUCCUGCUCCAGCAGCAGUGGUACGACCCGCGGCUGCGGUACGCGAACCAGUCCUCGUACGAGUUUCUGAACGCGAUCCACCACCACGAGGACAUCUGGCUGCCGGACACGUACUUCAUCAUGCACGGCGACUUUAAGGAUCCGAUCAUCCCGAUGCACUUUGCGCUGCGGAUAUUCCGCAACGGUACGAUCAAUUAUCUCAUGAGGCGCCACCUCAUACUGUCGUGUCAGGGAAGACUGAACAUUUUCCCGUUCGAUGAUCCGCUGUGUUCAUUCGCGUUAGAAAGCAUAUCGUACGAGCAGUCGGCCAUCCGGUACGUCUGGAAGAACGACGAGGACACUCUGCGGAAGAGUCCUUCGCUGACAACCCUAAAUGCGUACUUGAUCCAGAACCAAACCAUAACCUGCCCCAUCAAGGCGAGCUGGAGAGCUGAAGGACAAGCCCUUUCCGAAGAGGACGAAGAGUUUCUUUGUAAUUUAUGUCAGAGGCGGUUUGAGGAGCAAGGUAAUUACAGUUGCCUGAAAGUAGACCUAAUGUUUACACGUGACCGGGCGUUUUAUUUCACCACCGUAUUCAUACCGGGCAUCAUCCUGGUGACCUCGUCCUUCAUAACGUUCUGGCUGGAGUGGAACGCGGUGCCGGCCCGGGUCAUGAUAGGCGUCACAACCAUGCUGAAUUUUUUCACCACCUCGAACGGUUUCCGCAGCACACUGCCGGUGGUUUCGAACCUGACGGCGAUGAACGUGUGGGACGGCGUCUGCAUGUGCUUCAUCUACGCGUCCCUGCUCGAGUUUGUGUGCGUCAACUACGUCGGCCGGAAACGGCCCCUGCACAACGUCGUCUACCGGCCGGGCGAAAAUCCGGUCACCCAGCGUCUUCCAGCUGUCCUAAACAGGAUCGGGAUAAUUCUCGCGAGUCCCCUGACGUCAAGAGUAUUCUCGUCCAAAACUUAUCCUAACGAGCAGGAAACGAUCGAAAACGAGUUCCACAUGGCGAUCGCUGCCGAGAAGUCGACUUCCGCUAAUGCUGCUGCUGCUGCUGCCACCUCCGCUGCUGCCACUUCCGCCGGUACCGCAACUUCCGCUUCUGCCGCUAGUCCAAGGGCCACGUCCAGACCGGCCAGCACCAUCAUGCUGGAGGAAGGUCUGGGCGAUGGUGGGGCUGGCGUUCAGCCACGUGGCACCAUCCGCCGGCAGCCAACGGUCGAGACCAAGCUCAACGAAAGUGGGCUGAUGGAAACGAGCUUUGGUGUGAAGAAGCGGGAAUCCGGCGGCCCGAACGAGAUUGUGGCCUGCACGAGCUGCGCCGGCGGAAACAGCCCCUGUACGCACUCGGCCAACAAUGGCUGCGCCACCGAGACAUGCUUCGUCCAGGUGCGGAAAAAGGAGCCACCCCACCCGAUCCGGGUGGCCAAAACGAUCGACGUGAUCGCCCGCAUCACCUUCCCGUCGGCGUACGCCGUGUUUCUCAUAUUCUUCUUCAUCCACUACAAGGGCUUCUCCUAGAAUACGAUCAGCAAGCACCUGCUGCACACCGUCUACACCAACGACAACAACCUGCUGCAAUAGAAGGAUCACAAUAAAGACACAUUUGAAAUUCGUUAAUUUUUCGUCAAUUCACACAUUUAACAAAAGGCCGCCAUUUUGAUAAAAUUAGAAAACUUAUAUCAAGUGCAAAUGGAGAAGCUUCGAGCAAACACAAACACACACUCACACAAAACACACAUCAAGAAUCAGACAAGAGUCGGAGAAACGAAAAUUUUCAGAGAAGGGAAUCUGAAGGAAAACUGUAAAAAGCGAAAAUGAAAAGUAGAACGAGAAACAACAAAAACAAAUACUGCCUUUUAGUGAAAAAAAAACAACAGCAAAAGUAAAUCAAAACAAAACAACAUAGAAAAGUGAACAUUUUGAAUGCUGUAAUGACAAACAAAUAGAUAGACGAUUGUGAAAUAACUGUACAUACAAACACAUCAUUUCGCGUAAAACACAUACACAGACACACACACUCUAGUCAAUCUCGGUUUAAGUUACAAAGGUUAAAUUUAAAGUUUAAAGUGCAGAUAGUUAAUCGAAUAAUCGAAGAAACCAGUUACCAGUGCGUAUAUGUUACCUUCUUUCCAUAUUACCAAUGCAACUAAAGUGAACAAAUAGAAGCUACUCCUAGAGUGCGCGCGCAGCAGCUAGAACAAAUAACAAAAAAAAAAGUUACAGGCAAAUUUACCCUUAAUUCAGCCCUGGGCCCACGCCGCCGGCUCAGAUUUCGCGUUGAGUUUCCAAACUGAGAGUGGCAGGGAGCGAUGGGAAGAGACGAACCAAACACGCCAAGCAAAUGACAAAAUAAAAAUCGCAAUCAAAUAGAACUCUAGUCAGAGGAUAAGAAAUGAAAGAAAAUAUAGCAAUAUUAUUUGAAUAAAGUCUAAAUAUAAUUAUAUGAAAGUUUAUAUUGAAAAGAGUAAACAACUACAACCAAAAAAAGAGGAAGAAACGAUUUAAUGAUACAGCUUAAGGGGUAAGGCGGAAGUAAUCUAGUCAGAUAAGCACACACGAAUGCAAAAAAAACAAAACCAACUUUAUAUUUUUCUGAACAGAACUAAAUACGUAGACGAAACUGUAUUUUAUACCCAUUUUCUACACAAAGUCUACGUGGUAAAAAGUUUCCGUUUUACAACAACAACAAAAACCAACCCGAACCGAAUUAGAAACUAAGGCU
This is a messenger RNA of Culex pipiens pallens (northern house mosquito), 5951 nucleotides long. It is a transcript of the gene pHCl-1, whose product is annotated as glutamate-gated chloride channel. Gene Ontology annotation, biological process: chloride transmembrane transport; regulation of membrane potential; chemical synaptic transmission. The coding region runs from base 1955 to 4747 and encodes 930 amino acids. NCBI's taxonomy places the organism in Eukaryota, Metazoa, Arthropoda, Insecta, Diptera, Culicidae. The record is from RefSeq and is a predicted model, not a curated record. Gene Ontology annotation, cellular component: synapse; membrane; neuron projection. The transcript has 22 exons. Gene Ontology annotation, molecular function: transmembrane signaling receptor activity; chloride channel activity; neurotransmitter receptor activity.